UAUAUUAAGUAUUUACGCUUAUAUUCCUAUAUUAUUUAUUAUUUUAUUAAAUUAAAAAAGCGCCCUAAAGGCGAUAAAUUUCGAACAAGAGUUCAAAAGGGUUAUUUCAUCGGUUUCGACGACCUUUAUAACCGUAUUAUCUUUAUUUGGAACCUAGUUAUUAGUAAACUUCUUCGAAUUAACGCUAUAACUUUCCUUGAG
Molecule: messenger RNA, 201 nt
Organism: Neurospora tetraspora
Lineage: Eukaryota; Fungi; Ascomycota; Sordariomycetes; Sordariales; Sordariaceae
Exons: 1
Source: RefSeq, a predicted model, not a curated record